Molecule: messenger RNA, 516 nt
Organism: Solea solea (common sole)
Lineage: Eukaryota; Metazoa; Chordata; Actinopteri; Pleuronectiformes; Soleidae
Gene: rpl14
Product: ribosomal protein L14
Exons: 6
Coding region: 67-480 (137 amino acids)
Biological process (GO): translation; ribosomal large subunit biogenesis
Cellular component (GO): cytosolic large ribosomal subunit; ribosome
Molecular function (GO): RNA binding; structural constituent of ribosome
Source: RefSeq, a predicted model, not a curated record
GUCAGCGGAAACUGUAUGUUCAGCAGGCGGAAGUUCUAACGUUCUUUCUGCUCCUGGACAGCCAUCAUGGUGUUCAAACGCUACGUCGAGAUCGGCCGUGUUGCCUACCUCUCUUUCGGACCCCAUGCAGGCAAGCUGGUGGCCAUCGUCGAUGUCAUCGACCAGAAUAGGGCACUUGUUGAUGGUCCCUGUACAGGGGUGAAGAGGCAAUCUAUGCCAUUCAAGUGCAUGCAGCUCACAGAUUACGUCAUCAAAGUACCACACAGUGCCCGUCAGAAGUUUGUGAGGAGAGCCUGGGAAAAGGCCCAAGUCAACGAGAAGUGGGACCAGAGCAGCUGGGCCAAGAAGAUCGAGGCAAGAAAGAAGAGGGCCAACAUGUCUGACUUUGACCGCUUCAAGGUGAUGAAGGCCAAGAAGAUGAGGAACAAGAUCAUCAAGCACGAGGUGAAGAAGCUCCAGAAAGAGGCGGCAAAGAAGUGAACAGUUUACACGAAAUAAAUGUCCUGUUCAAUUGUU